AGAUCUUUUUUUUAUCUUUAAAAAGAUAUUUGUCGUUCUCUCUCAUUCUAAUCUGCCGCCAAACUACGUGAUUGGUGGUAUUGAAUAAUACCUUGAACGCCGUAAUGCCCAUGUAAACAUGUGUCCGGAAAGUUCGCCGCAGCGAAAAUUCGUUUGAUCAAUAAAACUUGCAAGAAUAUAUCUAUCAUGUUGAGUAUCGUGACGAGAACUAGCAUAAUCUCGAGGCUCUCUUGUAAGUUAUUAAAUAGAACUUCUACAAUCGAAGGAAUCGUUCGUCAAUUAAAUAGGCAUGGAAUCCACGGUGGGGGUUAUGUUAAACAUAAUUCAACGUUUAUGCCGAAGAAAAAUUGGCGAACGUUGCUGCAAUUAUCUGUAAAUAGUUUCAAUUCACCUGCUUUGCCGUAUUCGACACAGUACGAACUUAGCUCUGUACAAUAUGAGAAGAUCUGUGAUGAGACUCUAGACUCGUUAACUGAGUACUUUGAGGAAUUGGUCGAAGCAGCGGCGCAUUUGCCAGACGCCGAUGUGGCUUAUGGAGACGGUGUGCUGACCGUAAAGUUUGGUGAGCCACAUGGCACUUACGUUAUAAAUCGCCAAACGCCAAACAAGCAGAUUUGGCUCUCCUCUCCAAAAUCCGGUCCAAAACGUUACGAUUUUAUGAACGGCCGAUGGAUAUAUAAGCAUGAUGGAAAAAGUUUGCACGAGCUGCUGAAUAAUGAGAUUCCAACGAUUGUAAAAAAUCAGGCAUGCUUUGACAAGUGUUCCUUUAGCGGUAGAGAGAAAUAAACUGUGAUAGAUAUGAUGUGAUAAAUAAUAUCAAUAAUUUCAUUAUGGCAUGAUUAUCAUAAUUCUCAUAAUUAUAUAAAAGUUAUUAUAAAGGUCUGAUUCGUGGAAAUUGUUGAGAAAUUUAAUUUACACACAUAAAAAUACAAAGGUGAUUCGGAAAGAAAUCAAUAAUAUAUAAGCACUAGUUUUUGGAAUUUUCAUGUGAGUAAUUUUAAUGUUUGAAGCAAUUACACGGCUAUUUUUGCACUGCAAUAAAAUUCUGCACAACAUGUACACUAUUAUUAAUUUAUAUUUUAUGUUGCAACGAUAAUAUGUAAGAAAGAUAAAACAAUAUAUGUAAGUUAUCUUGAAAGAGAGGAAACAUCGGCAUGUAAGAUAUUUUGUAAUUAAUAUAAAUAAUGAUAUUUAAAAAUAUAAAUCCACUUUGUA
Messenger RNA from Ooceraea biroi (clonal raider ant), 1215 nucleotides. It is a transcript of the gene fh, whose product is annotated as frataxin. Gene Ontology annotation, cellular component: mitochondrion. Lineage: Eukaryota; Metazoa; Arthropoda; Insecta; Hymenoptera; Formicidae. Gene Ontology annotation, biological process: intracellular iron ion homeostasis; iron incorporation into metallo-sulfur cluster. Gene Ontology annotation, molecular function: iron chaperone activity; ferroxidase activity; ferric iron binding. The record is from RefSeq and is a predicted model, not a curated record.